AUGAGAGACGAUAGUGCGGAGAUGGAUUCGGGUGGUACUUUAGAAGUAGCUAGCUCCGCUGGCAGAGCUACUCUAGCUCUAACUCCCGUCCCCGUCCCCGUCCCCGCUCCUGUCCCAGAUCCGCAGCACUCAGCUCGAAAACUACACCUUGCGCUUCGGCGUCGCGCAGUCGAUGCUCGAAGGAAAGAGGCACGGCGUGAAAGGAGACGGAAGGAGUGUGAGGAUGUUGGUAGGGAAUUGGGGGGUUUGAGGGAUUUGCAGAUUGAGGAUGUUGAAGAUGAGGAAGAUGGAGAUGUAGAAAAAGGUAGAAAAGAUAAGAUAUUCGAAAAUAGACUUGUAGGCGGGGGUUGA
Molecule: messenger RNA, 351 nt
Organism: Botrytis porri
Lineage: Eukaryota; Fungi; Ascomycota; Leotiomycetes; Helotiales; Sclerotiniaceae
Exons: 2
Coding region: 1-351 (116 amino acids)
Source: RefSeq, a predicted model, not a curated record